Solanum tuberosum (potato) is the source of this 1646-nucleotide messenger RNA. Its product is annotated as RING-H2 finger protein ATL51-like. NCBI's taxonomy places the organism in Eukaryota, Viridiplantae, Streptophyta, Magnoliopsida, Solanales, Solanaceae. Gene Ontology annotation, biological process: protein ubiquitination. The record is from RefSeq and is a predicted model, not a curated record. Gene Ontology annotation, molecular function: transferase activity. The transcript has a single exon. Bases 378 to 1460 code for a protein of 360 amino acids.
UUACUUUGAUGAAUGCCCAACCAACAACAUGACCAUGUUAGUCAACAUACCACUAUCUCCAAUAAAGCAAAUUAAAGAAAACAACAAAGAAAAGGCAAAGCAAAAGUAAAACAGAACCCACAAUAAACAGAAAAAAUAAAAUCAAGUAUCCUCAUCCUUUAUUUCUUAUCAUCUGUUCCCUUUUUUCUAUCUGAUAUAACCACAUUCCUCUUAGGUAAAUUCUUCUCAUUCCUCUGUUUUCCCCUGUUUUUCCUCUGUUUUCCCCUGUUUUUUCCUCUGUUUCCCCUGUUUCCCCCGCUGUUGUUUUGUUCAUAUUGUUUGAGAUGGGAGAGUGAUCUCAUUUUGGGCCACACAAUUUUUCAUUUUUGUUCAAUCCCAUGUAUAAUAAGAGGCGUUCGGACGACGAAAAAUUGGUUCCAGUAAGUAAUCCUAGAACUUUGGUACCAUAUAUGAGCACUAGGGAUUGUUCUCAAGGAUUUUGCAGUUUUUACUGCCCACAAUGGUGUUACAUAAUUUUCCCUCCACCACCACAAUUUGACUUACCUGAUGAUGAUGAUGAUUCUAGUCCUAAUUUCUCUCCUCUAAUCAUCGCGAUCAUCGGAAUUCUUGCUAGUGCUUUCCUAUUAGUUAGCUACUAUACUAUAAUAUCAAAGUAUUGUGGAAAUUCAAGAAGAAGGGGAAGUCAUCAUCAAGAAGAAUCAGAAUUAGAAGAGGAGAAUCAUGAUCCUUCAAAUCAUGAAGCAUGGAAUGUUAAUGCAGCUGGUGGUUUAGAUGAAGCAUUGAUCAAGUCUAUUACUGUGUUUAAGUACAAGAAAUGUGAUGGAUUAUUGACUGAAGGAACAGAUUGUUCUGUUUGUUUAAGUGAAUUUCAAGAAGAUGAAAGUCUUAGGCUUUUGCCUAAAUGUAGCCAUGCUUUUCAUGUAAUGUGCAUUGAUACAUGGCUUAAAUCUCACUCCAAUUGCCCAUUAUGUCGAGCUCAGAUAACUUUUUCUAAUGCUCCGCCUCCACCAUUACCUCCUCCGGUAAUGGAAGCUCCGCGAGAGAUUGAAACAACUCCACCAAUCCAACCGGAACGUGACAUAGAAAUGGGCAUCAGAGUAGAGGAACCACGAGACGAAGAAGAUGUGACAAACCAAAACCAUAUGAAUCAAGAAGUUAGGAGGAGAUCAUUAUCAAUGGAUUAUGCAUCUCAACGUCGUUUAUCAAUAGCUGAUGUACUAAGAAUUGAUCACGAUGAAUUUCAUGAUUGUGUAACGGGAGAAGAUUGCGAGUUGCAAAGAGAUGUUGGAACAUCAAAACAAGAAAAUAAUGGUGAAGAAAUGAGUAAGGGUGGAAUUAGAAACAAUUCACUAGUACAAUAUUGUCCUAUGAUGAUGAAGAGAUCAUUGUCUAGUGGGAGAUUCUUCUUUACCAAAUGUGGGAGAGGACAAAACAUGCUCACUACUUUGUCAAAUAUUUGAAUAUUUUUGUGUCAAUUUUUAGGAGGAUUUUUGUGUAUGCUAUUCAACAAAGAGUUGAUUAAACAUGAUGAGUUUGAAAGUUUUUUUGAGCUUUUUUGUUCUUUUUUCAUCCACUAUUUUUGAAUGGCUGAGUGAGUGGAUGAUUGUUCUUUACAAAAAUCAAGAGAGAGUUCCAUGUUUUCUUGA